Messenger RNA from Bursaphelenchus xylophilus (pine wood nematode), 1048 nucleotides. The record is from the annotation of a GenBank genome assembly. Lineage: Eukaryota; Metazoa; Nematoda; Chromadorea; Rhabditida; Aphelenchoididae.
AUGGCUGGGAUAUUCUUUUUAAUAUUUGUCUGUCUAACGGGAUAUGUGCUACUGGCAAAUGGACGGUCAAUUGAGAUUGAAAAUACGCAUAUCAGUAAGUUUAUUUACAAGGGAAGUACUCCAAAUGCGACGCUCAGAUUUUGAUGAAACUAAGCACAAAUUUAGAAUAAUUUUUUCUAAGAUAUAUGCGAGAAUUCUAGCUCGCGCUUUGCAGAAACAACCGAGAUUUUUAGAUCGAAAGUUGGCGAAAAUUUGACACUUUUUGCCGAAUUUCAGCACGAAAAGUUUCAUGCCUAUUUCUACCAUAGAGGGUAAUAUGUCCACAAAAAAUUAAUGUUUUCUGCGCGAAACUUGCAAAGUUAUGGCCAAAAAGUGUUUUUCUCUCUGGCCGUUUACCACGUUCAGUACUCCACGUUAGUUUUCGGGGUAGGAAUGCCCCUAUUUCAGAAGGUCGUAACGACCUUAGUUUGAAUUUUAAAAUCUGGCUAAAAUACGUAUUCCAAAAACGAAGUCUCUGCGCCGCCUCCACCAGAAGUUAUAGCCUCCGACUUUCUUUCACGUUUUUUGUAAGACCCUGUAUUCUCUCGGCGAAAAAAAUCGUUCAAUAUCUCGGCGACGUCUGCAAAGCGCGAGCUAAAACUUUCAGGAAUUAAUUUUUAUUUCACGCCCAAUGUGUGUGCAAAAUCUAACAAUAAGGUAAAUCUGGGCGUUGCACUUGGGGUACCUUUGUUAGGAAAAUAAUUUGAUUUUUUUCAAAAACCUUCUAUUUUCAGUAGUGAACCAUGGAAAUUCAACCCUUUCUCCGGGCGAAGAGUCUCUCAAAAAACACGUUGAGCACUUUUUCGACAUGGUGUUUGGCUUCCUGAAGACGGGCUCAGUGAUUGUUGCCGUCCUCCUCUUCUUGCUUAUACAAUAUCUGGGCUACAAAGUGAUGAAAUACAUCGGAAGGAAGAGUGAUGAGAAAAAGGCGCGGAAGAAACAAAGCGAAAAGAUCCCAAUGGAAGAAGUGAGCGUGGAAACGCCGGUUCCUCACAUUCAGAAGUUCUAA